Juglans regia (Persian walnut) is the source of this 1119-nucleotide messenger RNA. Its product is annotated as WAT1-related protein At5g07050-like. The coding region runs from base 1 to 1119 and encodes 372 amino acids. The transcript is spliced from 7 exons. Gene Ontology annotation, molecular function: transmembrane transporter activity. The record is from RefSeq and is a predicted model, not a curated record. Gene Ontology annotation, cellular component: plasma membrane. NCBI's taxonomy places the organism in Eukaryota, Viridiplantae, Streptophyta, Magnoliopsida, Fagales, Juglandaceae.
AUGCAAGAAGAGCAGGACCAAGAGAGUAGCGUGAGAGAUGGAAUUAGAAUUAGAAGCAGUACUACUAAGGGAGAGGCGUGUGAAGAGUUUAGACAAUAUAUGUAUUGCAUAUUCGCUAAUUUUUGCUUAGCAGGUUACAACAUAGUCUCCAAGAUCUCUCUCGACAAAGGCAUGAGUCGUUAUGUGCUUGUUGCCUAUGGACAUGCUUUCGGAACUCUUGCUACUGCUCUUUUCGCAUUUCUCUUCGAAAGGAACAAUAACAGCAAACUAAGCAUAGCAAUCUUAAGAAAUGUCUUCUUCUUGGGUCUCCUGGGACCUGUGCUUGGGAGGACGCUGUUUUUCGCAGGACUGGAAUACACUUCUCCAGCUUUUGCAUCUGCGUUGGGCAACUUAAUUCCAUCGAUCACCUUUAUCUUGGCCGUUUUGUGCAGGAUGGAGAAAGUAGACAUCUCCAAGCGUGGUUCUCAGGCCAAGAUAUUGGGAACCAUCAUUGCCUUUGGAGGAGCAACACUGAUGACCCUAUACAAGGGUCUCACUUUGAUUUCUUUUCAUUCUCAGCGCUCGCAUCAACCGACCACCGGAUCGAGAUCAGUACUUUUAGACAAGGAUUCAAUUAAGGGCUCCUUGAUGCUUCUAGUUUCAUACAUUUCAUUGUCAGCAUUCUACAUUUUACAGACAAUUACAAUCAAAAUGUAUCCGGCACCAAUAACUCUCACAUCAUUAACUUGUUUAUCGGGUGCUGUUCUCUCCACAAUCAUGACAGAAAUUCUGGAUCAUAAAGCUUCCUCAUGGAAGUUGUCAUGGAACAUCACCCUUCUUGCUCCCAUCUAUAGUGGGAUUAUGAUAUUUGGAAUUACAGUUUAUGUUCAAACGUUGGUAGUAAGAAAGAAGGGUCCAGUCUUCAUGACAGCGUUUAGACCAUUGGCCACAAUAAUUGUAGCCAUUAUGGGACUGCUCAUUUUAGGAAAUGCUUUAUAUAUGGGAAGUAUUAUUGGAGCUACAUUGAUAUUUCUUGGUCUGUACGCCACUCUAUGGGGAAAAGAAAAAGAGAGAGCAGAGAAGCUGUUCCAGCAAACCAUAUCUGAAGAAGUUAUUGAAAUUAAGGAAGUAAAACAAUAG